This is a messenger RNA of Salvelinus fontinalis (brook trout), 1451 nucleotides long. RefSeq lists its product as uncharacterized. Lineage: Eukaryota; Metazoa; Chordata; Actinopteri; Salmoniformes; Salmonidae. The record is from RefSeq and is a predicted model, not a curated record. The coding region runs from base 201 to 1301 and encodes 366 amino acids. The transcript has 5 exons.
AGUUAGCCUAUCACAGCUCAAGACUGGUCCCUUUGUUACCCUAUCACAGCUCAGGACUGGUCCUUCAUUAACCAAAGCCUAUCACAGCUCAGGACUGGUCCUUCAUUAACCAAAGCCUAUCACAGCUCAGGACUGGUCCCUUCGCUAGCCAGUUAGCCUAUCACCUGUGAGGUUACUGAGACCAGGACCAGACCAGCAGCAUGGAGGCUAGUCAGGGCCACGGCCAGGGCAGCCCAGAGAGCCCUAACCGGGCCGUGGAGUACCUCUUGGAGCUCAACAACAUCAUAGAGAGCCAGCAGAAGCUCCUGGAGAUCCAGAAACACCGUAUCGAUGAGCUGGAGGUUCAAUUAGACCGGCUGGCCCAGGAGAAUAAAGACCUACGUCUCGACCGGCAACGACCUUUACCCCCUGAACCGCCACCCUGCCCCCCGCCACCACCUGCCACCAAAACCAACACAGCCAUACCCUCCGUACCAGUCCGCCCUGUUCAGACCCAGUCUUAUAGUCGUACCAGUACCAACACGACAGCCAUACCGACCCCUAACCCCACAGCCCUUCCACCCCCACCCCCAGUGCCUGUACGGGAUCAACGCAAACCUCAAACCCCCAAGACCCCACGCCGUACCCCCCACACGCCCCAAACCCCCAAACGUACUCCAGUCACCACCCAGACCCCCCGCACUCCGCAGACCCCCAAACGAACCCCAGUCACCACCCAGACCCCCCGCACCCCACAGACCCCCAAACGGACACCCCACACACGGCUGACGCGAACCAUCUCGACCGGGACAGGGACCAGCUUCGUGGAGAUGGAGAAAGAGAGACUGGAGAGGAUGGAGGAAGAGAGGACAGAGAGACUUCACAGCUCCACCUUGGGAAACCCCACCAGCCACCACCACAGCCACAGACAGUCAGACGGACACUUCAACAAAGACAGGUCACCACCUUAUUCCGCUUGUUGUGCUACUUCUUCUCGUUCCAAUCCACCUUCCACCACCACCGUCACUCCUCCUGUUCCUAGUCCUACCUCCUCCCUCCACAGCAGUCUGACAGCUAACAGUCAGUCCAGCUCCACCCUCCACCAGUACUGUUGCCCUGCCCGGCUGCUCCUGCCCAAGCCGCAUUGCGCCCUCUCCUCAUCCAGGCACUCCGACCAGCCAAGAGAUGAAGAAGACGAUGACAUCGCCCAUCAGUUCUGUUGCCCCGCCUCCGAGUGCAGUAGCCCGUCCUCUAGCCUGGACAGUGUCCGAAGAGGAUUCACGUACAGCCACCAGCCAGGUCAACUAAUGAUGAAGAGAUAAUGAGGGAAAAGAAGAAAAAAAAAGAAAAAUAACCUUUCAGAUUUUUUCUCUCGCAUAUAUAUAUAUAUAUCUACGUCCUUUAUACUGUCCUCUAGUGUCUGUAUGAUGUCUCUCUUUAAUCCUUUAAAUCUCACUCCUUCUUGUCCUUUA